This is a messenger RNA of Malassezia sympodialis ATCC 42132, 753 nucleotides long. RefSeq lists its product as uncharacterized. Gene Ontology annotation, cellular component: fungal-type vacuole membrane; Golgi apparatus. The record is from RefSeq and is a predicted model, not a curated record. Gene Ontology annotation, molecular function: manganese ion transmembrane transporter activity; calcium ion transmembrane transporter activity. The transcript is spliced from 2 exons. NCBI's taxonomy places the organism in Eukaryota, Fungi, Basidiomycota, Malasseziomycetes, Malasseziales, Malasseziaceae. Bases 1 to 753 code for a protein of 250 amino acids. Gene Ontology annotation, biological process: calcium ion transmembrane transport; Golgi calcium ion homeostasis; Golgi calcium ion transport.
AUGGCCAGCGGCGACGCAUUUAGCGAGCUCGGCGACAAGACCUUCCUGACGUGCGCGAUCCUCGCGAUGCGGCACUCGCCCACGACCGUGUUCUGGGGCUGCUGGCUCGCGAUGAUCUGCAUGUCGACACUGUCGAGCUUCCUGGGCGCCCUGCUCCCGGCGCUCCUCUCGCAGCGCAUGGCCCACUGGAUCUCGGCCGCCCUCUUUGUCGGCUUUGGCCUCGUCGCGCUGUACCAGGGCCUGCACAUGACCGGCGACGAGAUGGACGAGGAGUGGAAGGAGGCCCAGGACGACAUUUGCGCGGACGAAGAGGACCACGAGCUCGAGCGGCUGGAGCGCGCCGACACCGACGCCCCGGCGACGGAGCGCCACGAGCCGCGGCGCGGCACCGCCGUCGAGGGCGCCCGCAACCUCUGUGGCCUGCUCGUCAGUCCAGUGUUCUCGCAGGCCUUCCUCCUCUCGUUCCUCGGCGAGUGGGGCGAUCGCAGUCAGAUCACAACCAUGGCCCUCGCCGCGACGCACCGCGUCGCGAUCGUCGCGAUCGGCACCUCCCUCGCGCACCUCGCCUGCAUCGUCGUGGCCGUAGUGGCCGGCGCCCUCCUAGCCCGGCACCUCAGCCUUCGCCACCUGACACUGGGCGGCGCUGCCCUCUUUCUCCUGUUCGGCCUCAUGGCCGGCUACGAGGCGCUGUACGAGGAGCCCCUCCGCGUGCCGCGGCCCACCCAGGACGCGCCAAGCGCAUCGUCCGUAUAA